UUAAUUAUUUAAAUCCAAGGAUGUCUAGAAUUGAUGUGAACGCAAUCACCAACGAUUUCUCACAUAUUCAGCCCUGAGGAACGGUUUUUGACAGAUUGACGUAAUGUUACAACACAGUCUAUAGGUCCAGCGUUAGCGGGCGGGCGUAAUGAGCACAAUGCUCUUGAGCAAACGAUACUGAUCUGUAACGUUUGUAUCUACAUAGGCUACCAGUUCAUAAGUUUAUAUUUUGUAGAAAACUUUUUCGCGGACAUCAGGCAAUGCGUCCAUCAACACAGUGCGGGAGGCUACGGGUGAGCUCGUACAGAAUCUUUAUGCAUGUUGUUUUGGCCAGUUAUUUCCACAAACUUCAGCAGGCAGGCAGUCAGAUUAUCCCACUGCCAACAACAUGAAUUGAACAACAUAUUAAUUUGUAGCUGUUGCAGCUGCAUUGCAGAGUGUCUUCCCACAGUCGGAGCUGGCGACCUUCAUGUCCCUCACAAAAGCAGAGCAACAACUAGCUCACCAUGAUAGGUACAGGCAUCCGCCUCUUCAACAAGGACUUUGUCAUAUACAGUAGUCUAAUGCGUUUGCGCAUAUACUGGGGGUUAUACGAGAGUACCAGGUACGCAUGGAAAAGUGAGACACGGUGACUCAUUAAACCAGCGGAGCAAAUUAAGAAGCCUCUAUUGAAUUGAUUUACAGACUGUAGGAAAGGAGCCGAUGGCAUUGAGGACGGUAAGACCUAUGAAAUGUUGCAUUCUAAUAAGUAAAAUAGAUGAACUCUUGAACUCCAGUCCACAUUGUUUCUCCUGUUGACUGUCCUUUGGAUUCACUCCUACAUCCCUGUAUUUUUCUGGAAUCAGUAUGUUUAUUUAAAUAGGAAUAACUUUCUGAAUGUUUUUUUUCCAGAAAAAGACAAACAUAAAAAGGAUUUUUUUAAAUUUAGCCAGUACACUUAUGUAUUUACCAAAUCUAUUCACAAAUUGUUAUGAGUGCAGUGCCUUCCAUUUUAAACGAAGCCAUACCUGCCACCAUCAACGACAUUGAGAGGGAGCUAAAGAAAUCCCAGUGCUUGGCCUCCGGCAGUACACAGCCCUGCUGGAGGGCCAGUGCAGUCCCCCAUCAAAACAGAUCUGCUGCAACAGGCCCUGUACAAUGUGCGGCAACACAAGGCUUUCCUCAAAGUCAUGCUGGUAAGUAAAGCCAGUGUCAUGUUCAUAAAUAUGGGUCUAAGCAAGUUCUUAUGACGUGUUUGCUUUCUAACUGUAAAUUGGUUUUAAGAGUUUGUCACAAACGCUCAGAAAUGUUUUCUCCUAUAUUCACUAGUUUGCCCUCUGUGUGUCCUGUUUACUUAUUACUUAAAAGGCUGAUUUAGGUGAUUUUAACAUUUCCAUUAACAUCUCCAUGUAAAUAGUCGUAUAGUUUAUAUAAUUUGUGCACUUAAAGUUGACUUCUGUACAUUUUUUGGAUAGGUAUCAUGCGUAUGAUGUGUUCCCAUCAGGCUGAUGCCAUAUUGUGUGCCAAACAAGUGGAGGCCCUGCAGUCUGACCUUGUGGCCCGGCUCAUGCUCCUGGAAGCCACAGUGCACGCAAAGACUGCUGUGCCCACUGCACAGGUUUUUCCUCAUUUCACAGGCCUGUCGAAGCUCUGGGCCGGCUUUCAGGACGAGAUGGUCCUGCUCAGCAUCCUCAACAACAUGGUAGUCAGCCUGAGGCCCUUCCUGACCGCCCAGUCCCACCUUUUGCUGGAGGGUCAACUGGAGGCCAUGCUGGACGGUGCGGACAUCAAGAGCGACGAUGACAGACUGAGUGCAGGUGGGCAGUGUUCAGUACAGUACAGUUUAGCUUCUGGACAUCACAAUUAUUUGAGAACUGCAGGAUUUUGAUACUGGGGGGUUUUGAGCAGCUCUCUACCUGUGGGUCCCAUUAUAAUGUUUCAUUAACUGCUACUUGACAAAAAGCUGGCAGAAUUUGAACUUGAGUGCGGGCUUAUUGAACCCUAGAGAUUUACUAGAGAAACGUUGGACCAUGUGAAAACAGAACAAGCACUGAUUAUCUC
Messenger RNA from Clupea harengus (Atlantic herring), 2040 nucleotides. Its product is annotated as cilia- and flagella-associated protein 206-like. Lineage: Eukaryota; Metazoa; Chordata; Actinopteri; Clupeiformes; Clupeidae. The transcript is spliced from 2 exons. The record is from RefSeq and is a predicted model, not a curated record. The coding region runs from base 1460 to 1867 and encodes 135 amino acids.